This is a messenger RNA of Chara braunii, 1352 nucleotides long. The record is from the annotation of a GenBank genome assembly. Lineage: Eukaryota; Viridiplantae; Streptophyta; Charophyceae; Charales; Characeae.
GGGAGCUGAGGGAGGGAAUUUCAGAGGUGGUGAAGGAGGUAGGGGGGAAGGGAACGUGUAGGUAGGUGUAUACCCUGGGGCCCCCUUCCCCUCCAGCAGCCCCUCCCCCUCGAGAUGAUGAGCGUCAGUCUAUCGGGAGGUGCGAGGGGAUGGCUGGAGCAUAGCUUCAUCGCGAUUUCUCCCACAUGUCUGAGCAAGGGCGAUGGUGUGAGAGUACGGAGCGGGUCGGGGAGAAGUCCUACCUGUAGCAGUACGAUCAGCAAAUCGUACGCGAUCAGUAAAUCGUACGUCGGUGAUCCUGCGGUUGACGUUGCGAGUGGUCGCGCGUGCGAGUGCUGGGCAGGAGUCGCACCUACCGAUCCACGGACCGGUCGCGCGUCUACAGGUGCAGCUGUGCAAUUACGGUCGUCGGGGGUGGAAGCCAAUGACAGACGAGGCAGCAGAUAUGGGGAAAGCAGAAGGAGAAGAACGACAGGAAGAGGACAACGAAGACGAAGCUCUGGAUAUGGCGGCAAUGAUAUCUCGAGAAGAGUGGAAUGGAUGCACGCUUGUCUGGCUGGAGAAGGAGAAGGAGUAGCAGCAGCAGUAGGAGGAGGAGGAGGAGGAGGAAGUCGAUGGAGUUUGCUGGCUAUGGCGUCCUCCCGGAGAGUAUUAGGUGCGGGGAAAAAGGAGGAAGGAAGGGAAGAGGGGGAGAGAGAAGAAGGCCAACCGCAAUUCCUCCUCCGUUCUUCGCGAAAAGCGACUUGGCAUAGUCGUAAGCCACACCCAGUUGACAGCUUCCGGAAGGUCGGGGUCCAUGUAGCUGGUCGGUCGCUCAGCGGACGACCGGUAGGGUUGGCGAACGUACUGCAGGGAGCUCACACAGAGAGGUCCUCGCUGCUGUCAUCUCUGUCAUCUCAAGGAAACCGUCUACGAUCUUCUCAGAUCUCGUCAGGCCCGUUUCUAGGACACUAUUUGCUGACGUGGAAGUGGGAAGACACACGAAGGAGGAGUGGGGAAUGAGGGUGUUCUAUCUAGCGGACACUAAUGAAUAUAUUCUCUAUCCUCCUCCUCUCCUACUUCGUCCUAAGGUUACGAGACAUAGUAUUGCAGAUUACAUUUCACGAUUAUUGGAGACAUUCAUCAGUGUUGAGUUAUCUUGUAUUUCAACACUUGACGAGUUUCCUCCUGACUGGGUUCAUUACAGCCAUGACAUGGGGGGAGUGAGAAAGCAACCAAAAAAAACAAACAAACCUAAAAAAAAAAACCUAGGCUACCAGCCGGGCCACCCGGGUCCCGGGUGGCCAGCCCGUGCAAGGACCAGGGAAGGUCCCAGGCAAAAGAAAAACAAAAAACAAAAUCCAAAAAAUCCG